Molecule: messenger RNA, 1341 nt
Organism: Aphanomyces invadans
Lineage: Eukaryota; Oomycota; Saprolegniomycetes; Saprolegniales; Verrucalvaceae
Exons: 1
Coding region: 39-749 (236 amino acids)
Source: RefSeq, a predicted model, not a curated record
CCCAACAACACUGAACAUUCAGUCAUUGAACGACCGCCAUGGCGCACCACAACGCGUUGCCAACCAUCUCGUUCUGCGAAGACACGCUCCGGCUGCACAAAUUCCCACAGCACCACGUGGACAAGAUCAUGAGCGCUGCCGCCAAGGCGUGGUCGGGGUGGACCACGAAGGAAGGCCUAACGAACAUCAGGUUUGGUCCCGGCACUCCUUUCUCGUCGCCUUCUGGGGAAGUCACCGUGCAGGCGCGACUGUUCAUGGCGAGAUUGCUCAAAGCAUUGCUCCGCGAAGGCUACUAUUUGUACACGUCAUCCUGCGUGACUGCGGGCGACAUGGACACGAUGUACUUUGAACGACGCGCGCCUUGGACCCAUCCAGAGGUAUUCGCCAUAUCCGUGCACGAACACGACGUCCUGCGCGUGAUCGGCGCUCCACCAAACGUCGUUGACAGGGUCACGUCCUGUAUCCUCCAUGCCUAUCACCACGACAACGUCCACGUAUCGAUUUACGGCAGCCAAAACGGUGGGUGCACGCAGUUCAAGCUCAUGGGGAGUCCGUGGAGUUCGAAUCGGUCGUCACGGGGGCACGUGCUGCUGUCGCAUGUAUUUGGUUCCCUGGCGGCCGCUGACUGGAGGAUAUACGCGUCGAUCCAGCUAUCCCACAAGUCCACCACCAAGGACACGUGGUUCUUCUGCCUCGAGCCACUCGCAGAGCUCGUGCAGGCCAUGCCCAUCACGGAAGAGACAUCGUAGGUGCAAUACAAACAAGUUGUCGUGGUGGUCUCUGGUGCUUGGAUAUCAACGUUCUGCACAUCCUCGGCCCGCACUCGGCAUGAAUCAACCGUGAACUACCAAGCACCUCUAAGGAUUGGCGUCUGCAGCGCCACAGCAUGGCGGCGUUGUCAAAACAGCAAUGCGGAACGACUUGAUCCGUCAUCUCUUGGCACAUGGUGUACAAAGGGUCGACCCACCCGACGACAAGAACGACGUGUAGCUCGUGGUGGAGCCACCGGUGGGCAUCCUGCACUUUAGCCAAAGCGCUCACAUGCUCGGCUUCGAUCGGCAAGGUCAUGAUUCCGCAGAUCCAGUUCGUGGGCGGCCCAUGGGUUUCUGCUUUCGCCUCUGUUGUCUCACCGACUCCAAACACCACGUCUACCAAGCUCAUCUCUUGAGUUGUGCACGUCUCAUCACCACCAAUGCGUGCCACAUGAAGCAUACCAGAGCUGUGUGGUAUGGCUUCGCUUCGUUCGCACAACGAUGUCGUGCUGCCAGCCACGAUAUUCUCCCGUGGCGGCCUUCGUGAGCUCAAGUCGCAACGUGUUAAUAAAUCCUAUGGUUAACCUAA